UAAAACUCAACCGACAAAUUAGAAAGAACGAAUUUUGUUGAACUUAAAUAAUUUUUUUAUAUGUUAAUAAUAUGGCUGAAUUUAAAACGCCAACAAUAAAAAAGUAUAAGACUAGAAUAGAAGAUAAUCCAGAAUUGCAAACACCUAUUAAAAUACCAGCCUCACCGUUUUUACAACAAAUAGGUUAUGGAUGUGGAGUUACUGUAUUUAGUUUGGAACGAUCACCAAAAGUCGGUUUUAUUCGUUCACCAUGGGCGAUAAAAAAACGUAACUCCAAAAUUAUAGAAGAUAAAAAAUAUAAUGAACGUAUUCAGUUUGAAGCGGAAAUACUUCGUAAAUUAAAUCAUCCAAAUAUUAUUGGUUUUCGAGCUUUUAGUAAACUUCCAAAUGGUGAACCAUGUUUGGCAAUGGAAAAAUUGGAUGCUUCUUUAGGUGACAGAAUAGAACAAAAACUUGAUAUUGAUGAUGAUCCAUUUCCUGCUAAUGAUAUUUUGAAAAUAAUGUAUGAAAUUGCAAAAGGAUUAGAAUAUUUGCAUCAUAUUGCUUAUAUUUUGCAUGGUGAUAUAAAAAGUUAUAAUGUAUUAAUCUCUUCAGAUUAUAAAAUAGUUAAACUAUGUGAUUUUGGAGUAUCUUUACCACUCACAAAAACUUUAGAAGUAGAUACUUCAAAUGGAAAUUUCAACUAUGUAGGAACUGAAUGUUGGAGUGCUCCAGAAAUAAUAUUUGAAGAUGGUCCUGUUACAAAUAAAGCAGACAUUUGGGCAUAUGGUCUUGUAGUUUGGGAAAUGAUAGCUUUGUCAGCACCUCACAUAGAAUCCUCAGAAAUGGAUGAUUCUUAUCUAGAUGAUUCAAUGUUGGAAAUGAAAAUGAAAAACAAUAUAACAAAUGAAUAUGAUACCAAUAUGGAUGAUAGCAAUAGUUUUCUUAAUAAAAUAGUCAAUACAAAAUAUGGUACUCGUCCUUCAUUACCUGCUAUUAAUCUAGGAAAAGAAUAUGAAAAAGUACUUGAAGUAUUUUUUGCAUGUACUACUACAGAUUAUAAAGUUAGGCCUAGUGCAAAAGGUCUUGUUAAUUACUUUGAAAAUUAUGUAUUUAAUAGUAAAAAAAAAAAAUCCGAAGAUAAUAGUUUGAAAAAAAUCAUCACAAUAUUCUCAAAUAUAUAAUAUC
This is a messenger RNA of Apis laboriosa (Himalayan honeybee), 1167 nucleotides long. Its product is annotated as lymphokine-activated killer T-cell-originated protein kinase. Lineage: Eukaryota; Metazoa; Arthropoda; Insecta; Hymenoptera; Apidae. The transcript has 6 exons. Bases 72 to 1163 code for a protein of 363 amino acids. The record is from RefSeq and is a predicted model, not a curated record. Gene Ontology annotation, cellular component: cytoplasm. Gene Ontology annotation, molecular function: ATP binding; protein serine/threonine kinase activity. Gene Ontology annotation, biological process: protein phosphorylation.